AUGGGAAGUUGUUUUUCUAAACCAAAAGCUCAACAAGUUGAUAAAAAUGAGUCUCAAGAAAUGAUGACACAGUGCCAAAACUGGAUAAAAAGUGGUGAUAACAAUCAACAUCAUCAUCCAAUUCCUGAUCGUUAUGGAACACCAAAAAUGUCUGGUCAAAUGGGGACUCCUACAAUGUUUCAUUUAAAUCACUCAAAUUCAAUUGACCACAAUCCAUCCUUAAUUCAUGAAGUAACUGUUGGAGGGGGUAAUAAAAUGACAAUGGAUAUUAAUAGUCGUCAAGGAAAUAAUAUUCAUAAUGGAACACCAAUUCAAGAUCAUGGUAAGGAUAAACUUGUUGCAUUAUAUCCAUAUGAUUCAAGAGCCGAGGGAGAUUUAUCAUUUAAAAAGGGAGAUGUUAUGUAUUUAUUAGAUAAUUCAAAUUCGGAUUGGUGGUAUGUAAGACAUUCAAAGGGUGGAACUGGAUAUGUGCCAAGAAAUUUUGUUGCAAGGCAACAAACACUAGAAAGUGAGGAAUGGUUUGCAGGACGAAUUCCCCGGAAUCGUGCUGAAAAACUUGUGUUAUCAAAUAACUUGCCUAAAGGAACAUUUCUUAUAAGAGAACGUGAAACAGAUGUAAAAGAAUAUGCUUUAACAAUAAGAGAUUCUGAUGAUGGUAGAGUAGGAUCUGUUAAACAUUAUAAAAUUAAAAAAUUAGACGGUGACAAAGGGUAUUUUAUUACAACUAAACGAACUUUUCAAACACUAACAGAUUUAGUUUCAUAUUAUUCUGAGUUGUCAGAUGGUUUAUGUUGUCAAUUAACGUUCCCAGCUCCAAGAAUAGCUCCAAUUAGGCCGGACCUCAGCCAUGAUACUCAACAAAAUUGGGAAAUUCCAAGGAAUCAAUUACAAUUAAAAAGAAAAUUAGGAGAUGGUAACUUUGGAGAAGUUUGGUAUGGUAAAUGGAGAGGAAUUGUUGAAGUAGCAAUUAAAACGAUGAAACCGGGUACAAUGUCACCAGAAGCUUUUCUACAAGAAGCCCAAAUAAUGAAACAAUGUGAUCAUCCAAAUCUUGUUAAAUUAUAUGCCGUUUGUACAAAAGAAGAACCUUUUUACAUAAUUACUGAAUAUAUGGUAAAUGGAAGUUUAUUAGCUUAUCUUCGUGAUCAAACAAAUCAAAUUAGUUUACAGGCUAGUGUUGAUAUGUGUGCACAAAUUGCAAAUGGUAUGAUGUAUUUAGAAGAAAGAAAACUUGUUCAUCGAGAUUUAGCAGCAAGAAAUGUAUUAGUUGGUGAGAAAAUAUCAGGAGUACCUGUUGUUAAAGUAGCUGAUUUUGGAUUGGCAAGAAAAUUGAUGGAUGAAGAUAUUUACGAGGCAAGAACAGGUGCUAAAUUCCCUGUUAAAUGGAGUUGUAUAUUAGCAGCAACAUGUGGUAAUUUUACAACUAAAUCAGAUGUUUGGUCGUAUGGUAUACUGUUAUACGAGAUAUUUACAAGAGGGCAGGUACCUUAUCCUGGAAUGCACAACAGAGAAGUUAUUGAACAAGUUGAACUAGGUUAUAGAAUGCCAUGUCCUCGAAGUUGCCCUGAACAAAUUUACCACGAAGUAAUGCUUAAAUGUUGGGAUAAAAAUCCAGAUCGAAGGCCUACCUUUGAUCAUUUAUAUCAUUUCUUCGAUGAUUAUUUUGUAAGCACUCAACCUAACUAUGUACCACCAUCACAAAAUUAA
Molecule: messenger RNA, 1707 nt
Organism: Strongyloides ratti
Lineage: Eukaryota; Metazoa; Nematoda; Chromadorea; Rhabditida; Strongyloididae
Product: Tyrosine-protein kinase Src64B
Exons: 3
Coding region: 1-1707 (568 amino acids)
Biological process (GO): innate immune response; cell surface receptor protein tyrosine kinase signaling pathway; protein phosphorylation
Cellular component (GO): extrinsic component of cytoplasmic side of plasma membrane
Molecular function (GO): signaling receptor binding; ATP binding; non-membrane spanning protein tyrosine kinase activity
Source: RefSeq, a predicted model, not a curated record